Molecule: messenger RNA, 131 nt
Organism: Racocetra fulgida
Lineage: Eukaryota; Fungi; Glomeromycota; Glomeromycetes; Diversisporales; Gigasporaceae
Source: the annotation of a GenBank genome assembly
AUGAUGAACUACCUGAAUUUGAAUUUGGUGGGCGCACUACUCACCCAGCAGAUGAUUCAUUGGCAAAAUGGAAUUUGUUGGAAUUAUUCAAUAAUUCAUUAGAUUCGCCUAUUUCUUUUGUCCUCCAAUAA